Molecule: messenger RNA, 1566 nt
Organism: Cetraspora pellucida
Lineage: Eukaryota; Fungi; Glomeromycota; Glomeromycetes; Diversisporales; Gigasporaceae
Source: the annotation of a GenBank genome assembly
AUGGAUCCGCUUCAAGAGACCGUCAAAGAAAUUCGUUGGAAUGUUCUUGAAAGCUUAUCUAAAGUCGCACGUUUUUCUCGUGAUACUGCGGCAACUAUUUUAGAACAUCCAUACGCGCGUCCUAUUCUCCCACACCUUCCACCAGCUAUUAAUAACCUUGUACAAACAGAGCCAACUCGUUCAGUAGUUGAUGAAUACGAUGCGGGGAGGGUUUAUCUGGCCAAAUGGGCUACAAGUCUCGAAGAGGCCAGUAGAGCAGAACGCUCAGAAAAAUGUGAUGAUGAUAGUUCAUCCGAGUAUCGGAGAAGACGAUGGUCUGAUAGUGAACCAAAAAGAUGGGAAGAAGAGACGGAGGUGGGAACUUUUGAAAUUUUAAAUGACGAGGCGACGUCAUCUCCGUUGCAUGCUAUAAGAACUGAUCCUCUUAAUGCAGAAAGAUGGUUUUCAUUCUUUGAUACAGAGGGGAGGCUCAAGGUCGAAUUAAAUGAAGUACGAGAAGCAGUGUUUCGUGGAGGUGUCGAAAAUGAUAUUCGUAUUGAAGUAUGGAAAUUUUUUUUGGGAGUGUAUCCGUGGGAUUCCAGUCGGUCAUUAUUGAAACUUAUUUUUAACAACUUUAGACAGGAAUAUUGGAAAUUGAAACGGGAAUGGUGGGAUUCACCCGAAGUUCUAAACAGCGAUGAUUUUAAAGAACAGAAGUUGCGAAUAGAAAAGGAUGUCAUCCGAACUGAUCGUACCAUGGAGUUCUUUGCUGUAGAAGAUAUGCCACACCCUGAUCCGUUAAUUUCUGCAUCCUCAAAAACAACAAACAAAAAACUUGAGGCAAUGAAGGAUAUUUUAAUGACAUACCAUUUUUAUAAUAAGGACCUUGGAUACGUACAAGGAAUGAGUGAUUUAUUGGCUCCUGUAUUUAUCGUCAUGGAAGAGGAAGUCACUGCAUUUUGGGCGUUCGUAGGUUAUAUGGAGCGCAUGAAAUCUAAUUUUUUCAGAGAUCAAAGUGGAAUGAGACAUCAACUGCUUACUCUUGAACAUUUAAUUAAAUUCAUGGAUCCUCCUUUAUAUAAACAUCUUAAAAACACUGAAUCAUUAAAUCUAUUUUUCUGUUUUCGGUGGAUUUUGAUAUGGUUCAAGCGUGAGUUCGCCUGGGAGAAAGUACUAAAUAUAUGGGAAGUCCUAUGGUCAGACUAUCUAUGCACAAAUUUUCAUUUAUUCGUUGCUUUGGCUAUUUUGGAUAAGCAUCGGAUGGUGAUCAUCGAAUAUUUAAAACAAUUUGACGAAAUUUUAAAGUACGUAAAUGAUUUGUCAAUGACAAUACCCGUGGAUGAAACGUUAUUACGAGCCGAAACGCUUUUUCAUCAAUUUCAACGAAGGGUUGAAGUGAUUGACCGAAAACGAUUAAGUAUGCAACAAGAUAAUCAAAAUUUGGGCGGCGGAUCUUUACGAAGGAGGGUUGGUGAGUCUGUGGCACAAAACAGUUCUGCUGGCGAAGGAUCCAGUUCAGAUGCUGCUGAUGCGGUCGAUAGAUUGCCAAUCAUAAGCGAAUUAUUAAGGGAUCUACUUGCUAAAUAA